This is a messenger RNA of Theileria annulata, 2133 nucleotides long. RefSeq lists its product as uncharacterized. The coding region runs from base 1 to 2133 and encodes 710 amino acids. Lineage: Eukaryota; Apicomplexa; Aconoidasida; Piroplasmida; Theileriidae. The transcript has a single exon. The record is from RefSeq and is a predicted model, not a curated record.
AUGGCGUCAUCUGGUAUUAAAAAGUGGAUUGAAGAUAACAUGACUCUUAUGCAUGAAACGUAUAAUUAUUCUCCAUCAGUUCUACUUGCUGGUUCGAUUUCUAAUCGCUUUCGUGAAUUUUAUGAUUCAAGUAGCGUGGGCUUAGCACAUCUAUUUCUAUAUAACCUCCUCUCUAAGAAAUAUCCAGCGCAGGAUUACUUAAAGGAGUUGGUAAAGUUGGGAAAAGCGGAUCCAUUUUCUCGAUUUGUAGAUGCAAGCUCUAUUUUUGCACCAGAAAAAUUACGAAAAGUUGUAAAAUGGUUUUUGAAGGGAAGUUUUGUAAAACAAUUCAUGCGCGAAAAGACCAAGCUUACUUUGAAACAAUUAGUAAGAGCAGAAGUUCUCCGGGACGCUCUUGAAUCUAUCACAUUUGUAACACAUUCAAUGGCAAAUUUACAAGUGAUACAAAAUGCUGAAUAUUGGGGUCGUACAUAUCCUAAUAGUAGCUACUAUUUCAAGAGAGGUGGUGUAAUUAGUGUUAUUGAUAAUACUAUUGAACAGUGGUCGGAUGUUGGAUAUACCAGAUCUAUAUCAGAAAAACUGAAAAAUCAAGUAGAGCUCAAUGAGGAUGAUUUGAAAAUAGCCGAUUUUCAACAUAUCCAUAAUAUGGAGAGUGUUAAAUGGGACAAAUCCCUCAACACAGAAAUUCUCAAGUCAUUUAACGAAUUCCUUGAACUAGGUUCUGUAAAAGCACUGGAAGGUAGAAAUCAUAUAUUAUAUGAAGUAGUAAAGGAUAGUAGAGACAAUUUGGAACAGAAUUUAGAGAAUACUAUUUUCUUCGGACGCAUACUUAAUUCAUUAAAAAUUGAAUCAAAUUUACGCAAAUUUUUUCGACGUGCCCGUAACUUUGCCAAUUUCAUACUCGAUCGAGCCGAAAAAAAUGUCGAUCACGCCAUUUGGUUCGGUAUCAAACUCAAUCUCGAUAAAGUAAUGAGGGUUGUUGAUGAAUUGCAUAAAUUACAACGUAAACUGAGUAAUAAUGAGUCAUGGAACUUGACAGGAGCGUUUAUUGAUGUGAUUGAGGAUUUAGUGGAAGUACUUACUAAUAGGACCUCACGUAACCCAAUUGAUGUACCCCUCAAUUUCGGGAUGCCAACAAUCUCCAACCUCUACGGAAGUAUGAGUGUGGAUGAAAGAAGAAUUGAGUUUCAGCAGAGUAUGUGUUCGGACCAUUGCGGGGCCAUUUGGAAAGCCAUUCUAGCCUUCACAAUGUCAACAUUACGUAAUCCGGGUUCUAUAAAAUCUUAUGAAAAAAAUCUAUCCUCCACCUCAUCAUUAUCGGAAUUGAAUAGUCCCAAUUAUGUGAAUAAUGUAAGAUUUAUGCUGAAAGGAGAUGCAUGGAGCGGGUUUUAUGAUACUUUGCUACCAAAAUCUAUGAGAAAUGAGUUAGAAGUUAUGGCAUACGGUAAAUCAUUCUACAUUGCCAAUAUAUUAAAAUUGGCUUCAGUUCUAAUGAAUAGAAUGGGAUAUGUGUAUACUGCAACAACGAUGAAAGUUCAGGCACCUUAUUUUGGUAAUUUCACAACUCAAUGGAUGAAAGAAAGGAAGAAAAAUCGCAAUAAAAUCUUAUUCUCAGCUUUAGCAUUGGGUACAAUGGCAACUUACACUGUGUUGGAAUGUAUGGAUAUAGCUCAACAUGCUGUUGAUGUGGGACACCCUCCAGUCGAAACGUGUUGGUAUUUGGUAAAACCCCCAAGCAUGCACUGUGCAAUAGAGCCAGUAUCGAAUCUGGCAAUUUCAGCAAGUUCAGUAGCCAUUAGAGACGUGUUUUCAUCAACAAUAUUGGCUUUGUCAGGGCCAUAUAUGAUGAUUCCAAUGGGAAUUUAUGCCAGUUGGACGCUACUUAAGAGACAAUUUAAGAUAUUACACAGAUUAGAUAUAGCGUUAAGUUCAGUAUUUUCAAGGCUUUGGAGAAGAGUUAACACUAAGGACAUGAUCAGAAGUAUAGCACACUUGUUUAGUAAUCGGAAACAGUAUAGAAAGGAAAUAGAAGCAGCUGCAUUAGAGAGUAAAAGAACUGGAAAUGAAGAAGUUAAAACACAAACAGGCUUUGCAGAUGAUGGAAAUACUUUCUCAUACACACAUAUGGACUAA